Messenger RNA from Paramecium octaurelia, 756 nucleotides. NCBI's taxonomy places the organism in Eukaryota, Ciliophora, Oligohymenophorea, Peniculida, Parameciidae. The record is from the annotation of a GenBank genome assembly.
AUGAUUCUCAAAUAGUAGAAUAUCAAUAAAUACAAAACAAAUAUCAAAGAAGGGUUAUUAAAUACUGCUGGCACUCUUAAUCCAAUAGAGAGCAAUUUAUUGAAUGCAUGCUCAAGUAGUAUUAGAUAUUAUAGUAGAAAAAAUGAGUUAUUUAAUAUCUAAUAAGAAUUAUUUCAACAUAAAUUACGCUUUGUGCUUGAUUAUACAAACAAUAAAUGUCUCAAAAAUAUCAAAAGCAAAUUCGAUGAAUAGAUGUGUCUUCAAAAUGCCAGAGAUUAGAUUUCAAUGUUUCAGGAUUAAUUUGAAUAUACUCUUUAGAAAGAAUUAUUGUGAAUGUAUUAUAAAAUAAUUAUUAAUUAUGGCUGAACAGCAAUAGUAAUUGUUUCUAAAAUAAUUAACUGUCAAUGUGUAAUCUCUCCAAAGAUAUAUUCAAAAAGAAACAAAUGAAUAAAGAGAGAAAUGCUAUCAAAUUUAUUUGUAAUCCAAUGAAAAUUAUGAUGAAUAUUACAAAUGUAUUUGCUAUUCCAAUAUCAAAAGGCAUUCAGUAAUUGCAAAUUAAGAGAAAGACAGUUGAUCGCUCAUAUGAAUCAAUGGUUAAAUAUUGGCCAUUUUGGACUCAAAAUUGUUUUGAAAAAUCAGAAACGAAGGAUUAAAUUUCGAACUGUUAGAAACAUACAACAGAAUCUUUAACCAAUUUUUUAUAGAAUUCAAUCAAUUAAUUAUAAAUUUGAACGUUUAAUAUAUCAAUACAUUAAG